Molecule: messenger RNA, 585 nt
Organism: Beauveria bassiana ARSEF 2860
Lineage: Eukaryota; Fungi; Ascomycota; Sordariomycetes; Hypocreales; Cordycipitaceae
Product: Small GTPase, Rho type
Exons: 5
Coding region: 1-585 (194 amino acids)
Biological process (GO): small GTPase-mediated signal transduction
Molecular function (GO): GTPase activity; GTP binding
Source: RefSeq, a predicted model, not a curated record
AUGGCCGAAAUCCGCCGAAAGCUCGUCAUCGUCGGCGACGGUGCCUGUGGCAAAACCUGUCUGUUGAUCGUCUUCUCCAAGGGCACUUUCCCCGAGGUCUACGUCCCCACCGUCUUCGAGAACUAUGUCGCCGACGUCGAGGUCGACGGCAAGCAUGUUGAGCUGGCCCUUUGGGAUACCGCUGGCCAAGAGGACUACGAUCGUCUCCGUCCCCUCUCAUACCCCGACUCUCACGUUAUUCUGAUUUGCUUCGCCAUCGACUCCCCCGACUCUCUCGACAACGUCCAGGAGAAGUGGAUCUCCGAAGUCCUUCACUUUUGCCAGGGUCUUCCCAUCAUCCUCGUCGGAUGCAAGAAGGAUCUCCGCUACGACCAAAAGGUCACAAAUGAGCUGGCCAAAACGAGCCAGAAGCCUGUCAGCCCCGAAGAGGGUGAAGAGAUUCGCAAGAAGAUUGGUGCGUACAAGUACCUCGAGUGCUCCGCCAAGACCAACGAGGGUGUCCACGAGGUUUUCGAACACGCCACCCGUGCUGCUCUGCUUUCGCGCAGUAGCCGCACCAAGCACAAGAAGUGCCGCAUCCUGUAA